CAAAGAAAUUAUUUUGUUUUAACCAUGCAAAGAACAUAUUACAUAGGGUAUCAUGAGAUCUCGCGUGGCCCUGGACUUUGACAACAUGUAAACACUUGCCCUGUUAGGAAAGCGUUCGACUGUCAAUUUCUUGGCUGGAGUCGUUUUAUUGGGUGAAAUGGGUUGACUAAAAUUGACUGGUUUUUAUGUGGAUUACUGUCUGUAGAUGAAGCGAAAGGUGGAAUUUGUGGAGCCAGUUUAAAUGAGAAUGUUACAAACUGUAGACUCCACAAAGUGAUCAGUCAACAGAAUGUUGCUCAGCCGCUACAUGCCAGUUUUGUACAUGCAGUACUUCCUACUACUUGUGGACUUGUUCAUGAAUUCAUUUGUGGAGCUGUUGAGAUUUGAAAAUGUCAUCCUUCUGGUUUUGUUUGUCAUUCAGGAUGUAUGUAUAAUAUUUGCAGUCAUAGUGGUUUUCCUUCUCUUCUUCAACACCUACAUCUUCCAAGCUGGGCUUGUUGGCAUUCUCAUCAACAAGUUUAAGACAACAAUUAGUGUGGUCUUUGUUUACUUCGCACUCUGCCUAGCUCUUCACAUCUGGGGUACAACACAAAGGUGGGAAAACCCUAACAUGUUUAUGUGGGAUAACCCAGGAUACAGAGCAUUGUUCAUCAUACAGAGGACAGCAUCAGUGUUCUACUACUAUUUUUACAAAAGAACAGCAUUAAAAUUAGGGGACCCCAGAUAUUACCAAGACUCCAGCUGGAUCAGAAGGGAGUUUGAGAAGAGAAGAUAAUCAACCAAGCAGCUAUCUUGCUGCACAAUCUAAUUUUUGAUCUGAUCUUACAUGUAAGAAACUGUUGGAGAUCUGUUGACUAGAUGGAAUUGUGACUUAAAUUCUGUUCAACAUUUAGUCUUUCAAACAGCUCCCUUAUAUUUAUCUGUGUUAGAAUUGAACAGAAGAUAAGUACAUACAUGUGCGCACAUCGUUAUAUACUAGAUCUGUGGCCUACUUGGCCGAGUGGUUAGUGCGCCAGUUGGGUGUGAUGAUGCAGGAACCUCUCACACAUGCGGUUACUGUGAGUUCGAGUUCAGCUCAUGCCAACUUUCCGUCUGAUCGUAUGUGGGAAGGCCUGCCAGGAACCAGCGGAUAGUCGUGGGUUUCCCAGUUUCCUCUCACCAUAAUGCUGGCUGUCGUCAUAUAAGUGAAAUAUUGUUGAGUACAACGUAAAGCACUAAUCAAAUAAAGAAUUUUGUUGUAUGUUUAUUUUAGGUAUUUGAUUAAAUUGUCAAAACUCAGAUAGGACUCAAAUGAAAUUUUUAAACUUAACAUAGUGAUUUCCUCACUCUUAACCAGUUCACUUUUUGUUUACAUUUUAUUGUUUAUUUUAUGACCGUGGUAUUAAGGGCUCAGAAGGGCCUUCCUCGAGCCUCUCACCAAUGGUGUCAUUGUAAGAUCAAGUCCAGCUCAUGCUAGAUUCCUCAGCACCUGUACAUGGAAAGUUUUGUGGAUGGUCGUGGGUUCCCCCUGGUUUCUUCCCACCGUAAUGCUGGACACCGCCGUAUAAGUAAAAUAUUUUUGAGUGUGGCGUAAAACAGCAAUGAAAUAGAUGAACACAUAUUAAAGUUCUCAGUAACCUAGGUCCAGCUUUGAAACAAAAUACAAAGUUAUGAAUACCAUAGUGAUGCUAUAGAUACAGUAGUGAUUUCUGCAGUACAUUAUAAUACGUGCACUAUCUAUAAAACUGGAGCUAGAAGUGUGGAUGUGCGUUUAGUUGACAUUUUAAUUGCAGGAGGUUGAAGUUUUUUUUUAAACCACAAAUUACUACUAAGUGCAUUGUUGUAUGUUAGUCAGUGUUUUGCUUAUCUAAAGUAAUACAUUCUUUCUGUAUAGAUUUUGGUACAAGAUUGGACUUUCCUGCUGUUGUUAAAAAAUAUGUCAUCCAUGUAUCACACAAUAUGUCUUAUCCGUCCAAGUAUUUCUCCCUUACAUGCCAAACAAAAGGAAAUUAUACUUAAAUGAGAAUUGUCUUUUUAGUAUACUAUAGAAUAAGAUCCAGUUUCUGUGAACAAAGUUUUAAUACAUCACUUUUAAAGGCAGUACUUUGCCACUAAGGUCUCAUUUGGUGCCAACACAUGUACUUAGCUUAAACUGCAAGUUCAUGCCCAUCAGAGUGCCAUGAUGCCAUUUGCUUUUAAACUGGUGCCACUCUAGAUGAAUUUAUUUUCAUUAUUGUCACAGCUUCUGGAAAUUAUUUCAGAAAAAGAAAAUAAAAUCUGCAGCUUACAUUUCAAGUA
This is a messenger RNA of Liolophura sinensis, 2277 nucleotides long. Its product is annotated as transmembrane protein 138-like. The transcript has 5 exons. Gene Ontology annotation, cellular component: cilium. NCBI's taxonomy places the organism in Eukaryota, Metazoa, Mollusca, Polyplacophora, Chitonida, Chitonidae. The record is from RefSeq and is a predicted model, not a curated record. Bases 290 to 775 code for a protein of 161 amino acids.